Loa loa (African eye worm) is the source of this 1930-nucleotide messenger RNA. RefSeq names its product translation initiation factor eIF-5A. Gene Ontology annotation, molecular function: translation elongation factor activity; ribosome binding; RNA binding. The transcript is spliced from 6 exons. The coding region runs from base 399 to 893 and encodes 164 amino acids. Lineage: Eukaryota; Metazoa; Nematoda; Chromadorea; Rhabditida; Onchocercidae. Gene Ontology annotation, biological process: positive regulation of translational termination; positive regulation of translational elongation. The record is from RefSeq and is a predicted model, not a curated record.
UGCGUGGUUACGGUAGCGCGUUUAGGAUCAAGCAACGGGAGUGUUCUAUUAGUAGUUUCAGUUAUUUCUGGGGGGUGACUCGUUUUACGUUUGCAUUAUAAUUGGUCAAGUGUGGCAAUUUCGUGGCAUCCUUACAUAUACUAGUAUUAGUAGUACCGUACACGUAGGGACGUAAUCUGAAAUCGACGUGACCCUGAAAUCGAUGCAAACAGAGCAACAAUCAUCUGAGACUGCGUGUUCUUCCUAAAAAUUAAUUCUCGUUGCUUCGAACAACAUACCACUCGGAGAUAUCUGCUUCUCCUGUAAUUGCGUCAAUUAUACGCACGCACGCACGCACAUACAUAACGCACAACUCUGCAUUGCGCGUUUAUUGGAUAUUGUACCAUCUCCCGUAGGCUAUGGCAGAACACGAACACGAUCACGAUUUUCAUACGGGCGAUGCUGGUGCUGCUACAACAUAUCCGAAGCAGUGCUCUGCUCUUCGCAAGAAUGAGAAUGUUAUGCUCAAAGGGCGUCCGUGCAAGGUUGUGGAAAUGAGUACUUCCAAAACUGGUAAGCACGGUCAUGCCAAAGUCCAUCUUGUUGGUUUGGAUAUCUUUACUGGUAAGAAGUUGGAAGAUAUUUGUCCAUCCACUCACAAUAUGGAUGUUCCUGUAGUGAAACGUAAAGAAUAUCAGCUCUUGUCAAUAAAUGACGACGGUUACGUCAGCUUAAUGGAUCUAGAUACGUGUGAAACAAAGGAUGACUUGAAGUUACCUGAGGGUGACCUGGGAGAUCAGAUCAAACAGGCAUAUGAAAAAGACGAAAAUGGGAUAUUGUGUCUCGUUGUUGCUGCAUGUGGUGAGGAGGCUAUACUCGGUUUUAAGAAUAUGCCGAACAAGGAAGAAAAAUGAGGCCUUUGGUGGUCGGUGCUCAGAAUUACCCCUGAUGUUGUUUGGUUUGAGGACAAUCAUCGAAUGUUACGUUUCGCUUUUUUUUUGGAAGGAGGAAUAUACGUCACAUUGACUUGUUCCCAUUACCUGUCGUUGGUUAAAUUUUUGUAGUGUCACUCCGUCGUACUUGGUAUUAAAACUGUAUUUCUUUGUUACUGUAAUCAUUUAUUAGUUGUUCGUGUUUACUACUGGGGUUAUGUGUACUCUUGCUAUACAAUCAUCGUCACAUAAUUCUUUUGUGACGUUCUUGAAUUUUUUGAAUUCUUAACCCCAACAGAGGCGCGCGGACAGACCUUUUCCUCGCUCUUCUUUUCUGCUUUCAAAUUAUAUUACUACUUGGCAGUUUUUUUUCUUAAAAGUUGUUUUGUUGAAUAAACUAUUUAAAAAACUUUUAUUUCUUCGGUGAAAUUAGUCUUAUAGGUUAUCUCACAAAAAUUGAGAUUGAGGGAAUCAAAUUCAAGAAAGUUUAAAGGAUACCUGUGAUAUCCUACAAUGGUUCUCUGCUACGAAUUCGCCUGUGUGAUAAGAUACUGGAUCUGCAACAACACAUAUGCAGUGCAAUGAUGUCGAUUCUAUUGCAUCGAUUUGAAUGAAAAUAUUUCGGCUAGUCUUUCGGAAUUAUAAAAGAGCAUCGCCAACGAUGUCUGUAAGAAGUUGCGCAGAUAUGUCAUAUACAUUAGAAUCUUGGCAAAGAGCUGGUGUCCAUUAAGAAUGCUUGUACAUCUGAUGUCACUAACAUGGGGUUGUACGUCAACAUGGUGAUUCCAAGUCUCACUGUUCACUGAAGAUAUGAGAGAUGAUAAUUUUAUUGCUGUCCUUCGUUGGUUAGGUUGACAGAAUAUUUACGUUAAACUCAGCUUGCUGAAACAAUAUUUCGAAUUUUAUUAGCUUUGCAGCUAUUACAGGAUGUAAAAAUCAUGCCUGUGCGACUUGUUUCCAUUAAGAACCUUUCCAAUUAUCUGUCAAACAUUUUGUUGAGCGACUAAUUUAUUAUUCGC